AAAACCAUAUUUAACGAGAAGAGAUUCAGUAUUUUCUUCCAAUUUCAAUUCAAGUACACAAGUUAAUCCAAGCUAUGGCGGUCGCCAAUUACCCCGUUGCUCGCUCAACGGACGCCGGAAUCCCACUUCUAUAUGACGCCGUUGAUGGCUGCGUUGACUACAAAGGCCGCCCUGUCCUCCGAUCCAGCUCCGGCGGCUGGAGGUCUGCAUCUUUCAUCAUAGGUGUUGAAGUUGCUGAGAGGUUUGCUUAUUAUGGAAUCGCCUCCAAUCUUAUCACCUUCUUAACGGGGCCGCUCGGUCAGUCCACCGCCUCGGCGGCUGCAAACGUCAACGCCUGGUCUGGUGUGGCGUCGCUUCUGCCUCUUCUGGGAGCAUUUAUAGCAGAUUCAUUCCUUGGCCGUUACCGCACCAUAGUUGUUGCUUCUCUUAUCUAUAUCAUAGGAUUAGGUUUGCUUACUUUGUCAGCUACUAUUUCUUUUGAUGCCACUUCUGGCUGCCUUAACAGCAAUGAUAUCACAUCAUGUGCCUCACGUUCGUUCCAAGUAGUCUUAUUUUUCUUCUCACUAUAUCUAGUAGCAGUUGGGCAAGGUGGACACAAACCAUGUGUUCAAGCUUUUGGUGCAGAUCAGUUUGAUGGAGAACACCCUGAGGAGUGCAAGGCAAAGAGUUCAUUCUUUAAUUGGUGGUAUUUUUGUAUGUGUGGUGGCACCUUAUUAACCCUUUGGAUCUUAAAUUACAUCCAAGACAAUCUUAGUUGGGCUCUUGGAUUUGGAGUCCCCUGCAUAGCAAUGGCAGUUGCACUGUUUGUUUUCUUGGCUGGAACAAAGUCUUACCGGUAUAGUCAGAAAGGGAAUGAGAAGAGCCCAUUUGUGAGAAUAGGUCGGGUAUUUAUUGUGGCAGCCAGGAAUUGGCAAACGUCAUCUUCAGCAUUAGCUGCUAAAGAAGAGGCUUGUGGAACUCUACCUAAUGAAGGUUCCCAGCAAUUCAAUUUCCUGAACAAAGCUUUGCUUGCACCUGAUGGUUCUGAGGAAUAUGGGAGGGUUUGCACCAUUGGGGAGGUUGAAGAAGCAAAGGCUGUACUAAGGCUUGUUCCGAUAUGGGCUACGUGCCUGAUCUAUGCAGUUGUUUUCGCACAAUCAUCAACUUUCUUUACUAAGCAAGGAGCUACCAUGGACAGAUCAAUUACAAUUGGAUUUGACAUACCUGCUGCUGCACUUCAAUCCUUCAUCAGUUUAACCAUUGUUCUCUUCAUUCCCAUAUAUGACAGGAUUUUUGUACCUUUAGUAAGAGCCAUGACUGGGAGACCCGCUGGAAUUACUUUACUGCAGAGAAUUGGAACUGGGAUGUUUUUGUCUGCUGUAUCCAUGGUGAUUGCUGCUCUAGUUGAGAUGGAGAGGCUUAAAAUUGCCCAAGAAUCUGGUCUGGUUGAUAUGCCAAAUGUGACCGUUCCAAUGAGUGUGUGGUGGUUGGUUCCUCAGUAUGUUUUGUUUGGAAUGGCAGAUGUGUUCACCAUGGUUGGUCUUCAAGAGUUCUUUUAUGAUCAGGUCCCAAGUGAAUUAAGGAGUUUGGGUCUCUCACUAUACCUUAGUAUUUUUGGUGUUGGAAAUUUUCUGAGUAGUUUUCUUGUCUCUGCCAUUGACAAGGCAACUGGUACAGAUGGUCACUAUAGCUGGUUUGCUAAUAAUCUGAAUCACGCACAUCUGGAUUAUUUCUAUUGGCUCCUUGCCGGACUUAGCAUCAUAGAAUUGGCUGUUUACAUAUAUUUCUCAAAAUCCUACAUUUAUAACAAAGGGAGUAGAUCAUAAAUGCUCUAUUUAGGUUUUUCUCAUUUCUUGUUGUAACCUGUAUGCCAUUCUUGCCUAGGAAAAUAAAAUGUAAGGGCUCUGUCGUAGGUAUUGCCUUCACAUGGAUUGUUGUAUAUUGAAAACAUUUAGAUUUCUUGCAUUGGUGUUGAGGGUGUACUGUCAGAAGAAUUGUCUGCAAAUGUAAAUUGAGCUGAUUAAAUCUCAAGUGUACCAUGUAAAGUUUCUAUCAUUUGUUCAAUUU
Rubroshorea leprosula is the source of this 2046-nucleotide messenger RNA. NCBI's taxonomy places the organism in Eukaryota, Viridiplantae, Streptophyta, Magnoliopsida, Malvales, Dipterocarpaceae. The record is from the annotation of a GenBank genome assembly.